Messenger RNA from Dama dama (fallow deer), 4092 nucleotides. RefSeq names its product cytoplasmic tRNA 2-thiolation protein 1-like. The transcript has 3 exons. The record is from RefSeq and is a predicted model, not a curated record. Gene Ontology annotation, biological process: tRNA wobble position uridine thiolation. Gene Ontology annotation, molecular function: tRNA binding. NCBI's taxonomy places the organism in Eukaryota, Metazoa, Chordata, Mammalia, Artiodactyla, Cervidae. Bases 74 to 1342 code for a protein of 422 amino acids. Gene Ontology annotation, cellular component: mitochondrion; cytosolic tRNA wobble base thiouridylase complex.
UACGCAGGCGCACGAGGGCCUCGCUCCGGACCGGAAGCAUGGAGCACUCUGGGAGUUGUGGGCGGAGCUAGAGAUGUCGCCGCGAGGACCGCCGGGAGUUGUAGGCCCAGCUGGUCCGAGGGCAGUAAGCACCACCGACUCAACCGCCGCAUGGGUACCUGGGGGAUGUCGGCGUGUAGACCCAAAGUCUUCUGGAAGUCGUAGUUCUAUUUGCUUCCGCGCUUUCUCGGAGCCUGGACCUUCCCGCCUGGGUUCUAUUCUGGAGAACCAACCCCUCCCGCCUCUCCAGGACCCCACGAUGCCGGCCCCACAGUGCGCCUCUUGCAACAAGGCGCGCGCCGCCCUCCGCCGUCCGCGCUCGGGCCAGGCGCUGUGCGGCGCCUGCUUCUGCGUCGCCUUCGAGGCCGAGGUGCUGCACACGGUGGUCGCGGGCCGCCUGCUGCCACCCGGCGCCGUGGUGGCCGUAGGCGCCUCGGGCGGCAAGGACUCCACGGUGCUGGCGCACGUGCUGCGCGAGCUGGCCCCGCGCCUGGACAUCUCUCUACACCUCGUGGCGGUGGACGAGGGCAUCGGCGGCUACCGGGACGCGGCGCUGGCGGCCGUGCGGCGGCAGGCGGCGCGCUGGGAGCUCCCGCUCACUGUCGUGGCCUACGCGGACCUCUUCGGGGGCUGGACGAUGGACGCCGUGGCCCGCAGCACGGCCGGCUCCGGCCGCAGCCGCGCCUGUUGCACCUUCUGCGGGGUGCUGCGGCGCCGCGCGCUGGAGGAAGGGGCGCGCCUCGUGGGAGCCACGCACGUCGUGACCGGACACAACGCGGACGACAUGGCGGAGACGGUGCUCAUGAACUUCCUGCGGGGCGACGCGGGCCGGCUGGCGCGGGGCGGGGGCCUGGGCUCCCCGGGCGAGGGGGGCGCCCUGCCGCGCUGCCGCCCGCUGCAGCUGGCGUCGCAGAAGGAGGUGGUGCUGUACGCGCACUUCCGCCGCCUCGACUACUUCUCCGAGGAGUGCGUGUACGCGCCCGAGGCCUUCCGCGGCCACGCGCGCGACCUGCUCAAGAUGCUGGAGGCGGCGCGGCCGUCGGCGGUGCUGGACCUGGUACACUCGGCCGAGCGCCUGGCGCUGGCCCCGGCCGCGCGGCCCCCGCCGCCCGGCGCCUGCUCCCGCUGCGGGGCGCUGGCCAGCCGCGCGCUCUGCCAGGCCUGCGCGCUCCUGGACGGCCUGAACCGCGGCCGGCCCCGCCUGGCCAUCGGCAAGGGCCGCCGGGGGCUGGACGAGGAGGGGCCGCCGCGGGAGCCGCAGCCGUCCCGACCGCCGACUUCCCAGCCGGUCCCCGACUUCUAGAGACUCCAGUUCCCUGCCAGGAUCCGGCGCCGUGGGGGCGCGGGACCGCCUGUAAAUGCCACGGAAUUACCUGAGCCUGGGCUUCGUGUGCAGCUGGGAGAGAAAUGGAACCUGUUACCUGCGAUCCUGAAGACGCUCUGGGCUCCUGGGGCAGGGGGCCGGGGACUCCUGGGUCUCAGAGAGGGGAGCACUAAACGACCUUCCAUUCCUGAGCGAGUGGGAAUUAGGGGGCUGCUUGCCUGUACCUCUGUGGGAUCUGGGCGUGCUCAGAUGGUCCUAACCCUUCUCGAUCGCCUACUGCCUGCCUGGUGUUCGUGUUUGCCUGCAGUAGGAAAAGCACAACCACGCACCUGGAUGGACAUGUCAGUUACAGCACUCAUGGUGUUUCCGUGUGAGCGCUGUGUAUACUGCAGGCGCUGGGCCAUCACAUUUCACCCGCACCACGAUCUCGUUGGCUGUAGCCCGAGGCCCACAGCUGGCCCGAGGUCACCUCCCUGGAGCCCCACCUGGGGGCUUUCACCCAGGUCCUUCUGGGGCUCUUCAAGACGGUGGAAUUAGUCCUUAUCCCCACUACCACCUGAAUCUCUGAUGGAUGAAGAGCAACUGGGCGGCUCUCCAGACUUCAGAUUCUAGAGGCAGAGCUGGGUGAGCUUGGGUCAGUGACUCAACCUCUUGGAUCUUCCAUCUGCUCCGCUGAAAAUGGAAUCAAGGCCUCCCACCAAAGCACUGUUGAGAAUGUUUCCUAAGUGCUCACUAAAUGUGUCCGACUUGGCUGUUCACACUAAGGUUUGGCCACCAGGGGGCGCUCGAUUUCGGGGUUGCUGACCUGCCGAUCCAGACAGGCAUGAGGCUCAGAAACUGCCUGCCUGACUUCUGCGCAGUCUUGGUGUCCUCAGACCCACCUCCAAACUUUGCUGGGCUGCUCCUUUUUUAGAAAUGCCCUCCUUUCCCAUCUUGCUGCUCACAUCCUCCAGGGUCCUCCUGGAAGCGUCCCUGAAUCUCUCCUCCCACCCUGCCCCGCCCAAGACAUUGGGACUCUCCCAAACCCUAGCCGCUGGGUCCUGUCCUUACCAUGUGGCCAUUCAGCCCUUUGGGGUCUUGUUCUCCCUAACUAAACUGAACUUUGGGGACAGAAACCAGAUCUGUGUUUACACUGGAUAGCACAACAUCAUUCUUCCCACAUUUAUCGAGCCCUUGAUGUCUGCAAGGGCAUCUAGACAUCGGUGGGAGAGAAAAAAAAAAAAAAAAAAUUAAAACCACGUGGUCUCGGAGUUUACAAUCUUGUGGGAGAGAGGUAAUAACCAAAUAUGUAAUAUGAAGUCAUAAUGAUGGGUGCUAUGAAUAGGGAACAAAACAACAUAAGGGGAAAGGGAGUGAAGAGUCCUAUUUUAGUUUUGAGAGGCCAAGACCUCUUUGAGAAGGUGACUUUGGAGCAAAAACCAAAAUAAAGCAAAUGAGGGACUUCCCUGGUAGUCCAGUGGAUAAUACUCAGCACUCCCAAUGCAGGGGGCCUGGGUUCGAUCUCUAGUCAGAGAACUAGAUCCCACAUACCACAAGGAAAGAUUCCGUGUGCUGUCAGACUUGGUGCUGCCAAAUCUUUAAAACAGUGCCAAAUAAAGCAAACACGGUUUCCAGCCUUAAUGGAAUAUCUCAUGUCAGAGCAACACUUCCACUAAGACCAACUAGGAACACACACACAAACAUGCUAUUUAAAUACAUCAAACAGCUACCAAGGCAGCUAAGAUCUCAGAAAAAAAGAGAAGCUCAUUCAGCAGAGGGGGCCAGAAGGCAGAGAAAGCAAGCAGAAAGCAUAAGCUAAGCUGAGUUGAAGUUUCAGUAGCUGGAGACAGGAAUGGAGUGUGGGGCCACCAAGGCAGGCAGGACUGGAGGGGCCAGAAUCCUGGGCAGAAGGGAAGAGCAUCGAGACCAGCCCAUCGUGAGGAAUGAGUGUGACAAGAGACACUCGCUUGCAAGCUGUUGGGUGUCCUACCCCCUCACCAGACCCUAGCAUGGGGUUCAGGAUCUCCUUGUGCCUUGACUCCAGGGUCGCCAGGGUGCAAAUGUCAAGUAUUAGGGUCAGCACCGAGGAAGGACAGAGAGAAUCAGAGCGCAAAAAGUAUGACAGUAAUCAGAGGCUGAAACUGAGAUGUGAGGUGCUGGCUCCAGCCCCAGAAUUAGAUGUGGUGUUUGCAGGUUUCUGGGGUCAAUUUGAGUUCAGAAAGCUGCUGGAUUUGUAGGUGGCUCUCAGUCGAGUCUCGGGUCUCCCAUGAGUCCUGCGAUCACACCUUGAGAAUGAGUUCUAACCUCUUAUCAAUUCCUCCAGUCCCAGAAAACCUUCCCUCUUUAGAGCACCUAUUGAAUCUUCCUCUCCUUACCCCACUACCACUUUUUCCUGACCUUGCCUGGCUCUCUCUGCUUUUCAUAAUUCUCUGUGCGGUGAUCCACUGAGGCCCCAAGAUCCUUUCACCACUCUGAAUAUUUACCGUUCAUGUAGAAUGAAGGAAAACUUAGAAUUUACUUUUGUGACCUAUCAAUUAAACCAGAUUUCUGAGACUUCAUUCCUUUAUUUAGGCUGAAUCAGGACUUGGCAGAGCACCAGGCAUAGAAAAUGAUCAUAACCAUGUUCUCUAUCACCCAGAGCCCCGUGGCAGUAUGACAAAGGGAUUAAAAACAAGUGCAGAAUAUCAACCUACUGGAAAGUGAGGGGAGAAAGAGGAGACACAGAUUUUCUGCAAAGGGUGAGGGUAGUU